GUCGAGAUUCUCACAAUUGGCACGCCAUCUCGCUCGUCCUCUUCCCAAUCACGCUCAUACGUCUGCUGCAGCAAUUUCCAGUGCUGCCAGGGGAGUCAUGACGUCAAGUACCGCAGAUGAGAGGAACUCAAGGACAAUCCAUACGGCAGCAUGUCUGAUUAUUGGAGAUGAAGUUUUGGGUGGGAAGACCGUAGAUACGAAUUCUGCAUAUAUGGCCAAAUUCUGCUUCGGAUUGGGAAUGCCCCUGAAACGAAUCGAGGUCAUUGCAGACGACGAGGACGAAAUUAUUGAAGCAGUCCGCCGCAUGAGCAACAACUACGAUUUCGUGGUUACAAGUGGAGGCAUUGGGCCAACGCACGACGACAUCACCUACCAAUCGAUAGCCAAAGCCUUUGGGCUCAAACUCAAGGUUCACCAAGAAGCUUAUGAACGCAUGAAGAAACUGUCAAAACCACAUCCUUCACAACCAAAUUUCUCAUGGGACGAAGAUACGCCAGCACGAACAGCCAAGAUGCGAAUGAUCGAACUUCCCCUAGAUGAGACUCGAGAUUUAAAGAAGCAGGUUAUAUUUCCGCAUGAGGAUUUGUGGGUACCGGUCGCUUGUAUAAAUGGUAAUGUCCAUGUCUUGCCUGGUGUGCCAAGGUUAUUUGAAAGAUUGCUCGACGGAAUGAAGCCAAUUUUGACACCACGAUUGAGCGACCCUGAAGGAAAGGGCAUUCAUAGGAUACUGAUUUCGACCCCGCAGGCGGAGAGCGAGGUUGCGCCGUAUUUGGCUGAACUUGCGGCCCGGGUGGAGCCUAAAGGAGUGAAGGUCGGCAGUUAUCCAAGGUGGGGCAAGGAAAGAAAUACCGUUACUCUAGUUGGAAGAGAUCAAGAUUUCCUAGAAAGCUUAGUCGCCGAAGUGGAGAAGAACGUUGAUGGUCGUCGGGUGACAGUAGAAGGAGAGGACGAUGUUGAAGAGACGAAAACAGCUGGUCAAUGAGUGUGGCUUAGCCGAGUUUUCUUGUCCCCCGAGAGAUCUCGAACAUCAUGUCUAGUUCCUGGAUUCUCUCUGGCUCGAGAUGCCCUCUCUCUUCUACCUUCGGCCUUGUCCACUGUAUAGAG
Molecule: messenger RNA, 1104 nt
Organism: Hyaloscypha bicolor E
Lineage: Eukaryota; Fungi; Ascomycota; Leotiomycetes; Helotiales; Hyaloscyphaceae
Product: Molybdopterin binding protein
Exons: 6
Coding region: 98-982 (294 amino acids)
Source: RefSeq, a predicted model, not a curated record